This is a messenger RNA of Eremothecium cymbalariae DBVPG#7215, 1512 nucleotides long. RefSeq names its product anthranilate synthase TRP2 (gene TRP2). Gene Ontology annotation, molecular function: anthranilate synthase activity. Gene Ontology annotation, biological process: L-tryptophan biosynthetic process. The transcript has a single exon. The coding region runs from base 1 to 1512 and encodes 503 amino acids. The record is from RefSeq and is a predicted model, not a curated record. NCBI's taxonomy places the organism in Eukaryota, Fungi, Ascomycota, Saccharomycetes, Saccharomycetales, Saccharomycetaceae.
AUGGGUUUAGCCAUAUACCCGGAUAUCGAGAGUCUGAAAAAGUACCAGGAGAAGGCGGGGAGCGAUGUGAGGUUGUAUCCUGUGUGUGCGUAUUUGAGGGAUUCAGAAUUGACGUCGCAUGCAGCGUAUUUGAAACUGGCGAAACUGAACGACGAGCGGCGGGAUCCGUCGUUUCUGCUGGAUUCUGUUGCGACGGUGGAUACGCCCAGCCGGUAUGUGUACAUUGGAGUGAAACCCAAGCGGGUUAUAAAGACGGGGGCCAGCGAGGGAGCGGAGUGCGAUCCGCUGGUGGUGUUGGAGCGGGAGAUGCGCAGUUAUGGAAAAUCCGCAUUGAUUCACGGGAUUCCGCCGUUCAGUGGGGGUGCUAUGGGGUAUGUGUCGUACGACUGUGUGAAGUACUUUGAGCCCAAGGCAAGGAGGGAGCAAGCAGAUGUGAUGGGGUUGCCUGAGAGUGCGUUUAUGUUGUUUGAUACGGUGGUGGUGUUUGAUAAUGUUUGUCAGCAGAUUCAGAUUGUGACGAAUAUCGAUUUGGCAGUGUCCGAAGAUAUGGAGAGCGGGUAUGCUGCUGCUGCUGCUGUGAUUGAGCGAUAUGCUAACAUACUGCAGACGGGCGAGGUGGAAGUUCCGUUGCAGCCUCCUAUCAAGUUGAAUCAGGAGUUUACGUCCAACAUCGGGAAGGAGGGGUACAAGAGCCAUGUGCGUGUGUUAAAGCAGCACAUCAGAGAUGGUGAUAUUAUCCAGGCGGUGCCCUCUCAGCGGAUCUCCAGGCCGACGUCGUUGCAUCCGUUCAAUAUCUACAAGCACCUGCGCACCUUGAAUCCUUCGCCAUACAUGUUCUAUAUUGACUAUGUUGACUUUCAGGUGAUUGGUGCGUCUCCAGAACGUUUGUUAAGUGUGGACAAGGAUAGGAAGGUCGUCACCCACCCAAUUGCAGGGACCAUUCGAAGGGGGGCGACACCCGAUGAAGACGAAGUUCUUGCGGCGGAGCUUAAAAAUUCCUUGAAGGACCACGCAGAGCAUGUCAUGCUUGUUGAUCUCGCGCGUAAUGACAUCAAUCGGGUCUGCGAUCCAAAAUCGACUUGUGUCGAGAAGUUUUUGUCUGUGGAGAAGUUUUCUCAUGUGCAGCACCUGGUUUCAAAGGUUUCGGGAACUCUCAGAGACGAUAAAACUAGAUUCGAUGCUAUGAGAUCUGUCUUCCCUGCGGGCACCGUAUCGGGUGCCCCAAAGGUUCGUGCCAUGGAGCUGAUCGCAGAAUUAGAAGGCGAAACACGUGGUGUGUAUGCUGGUUGCAUUGGCUUUUGGAGCUUCGAUGAAAACAUCAUGGAUAGCUGUAUCGCUCUAAGAACCAUUGUUUACAGAGACGGUGUAGCAUACUUGCAAGCUGGUGGAGGCAUUGUCUUUGAUUCCGAUGAGACAGACGAAUAUACAGAAACAAUGAACAAGAUGCUCGCCAACCAUAGCACCAUCUUGCAAGCAGAACGUUUCUGGUCGGAGAAAGUCGGAUCGAUUUGA